Molecule: messenger RNA, 2019 nt
Organism: Plectropomus leopardus (leopard coralgrouper)
Lineage: Eukaryota; Metazoa; Chordata; Actinopteri; Perciformes; Serranidae
Source: RefSeq, a predicted model, not a curated record
AUGAACUUUUUGGUGGUCAAACGUCAAACUCACAAGCAAGUUUUAGCUGAAAUUUCUGUCCUUUGCUGCAGCGACGCGUUUGACCUGCAGUUUGGAGUUGUGAUCCUUCGUCUGCAGGACGGACUGGACAUCUCUCACAUCCCAGGACAAGACGAGCUGCUGUCGUCCCACGAGAAGCCUCCAGUCAGCAGUAAGGAGGUGGUGGUUUCUGUUUCUGACUCUGACUCCUGUCCCUCAAAAACCACCAGCAACCAGAGCAGCCCGCUCAUCAUCAGAGAGACCAAGUCUCCUCUGAGUCUGACGGACCAGCGUCUGCUGGAGAGCAGCCAGCAGUUCAAGAAGAAACAGGGCAAAGGAACCAUCGACGUGUGGUGGCUGUUUGAUGACGGAGGUCAGUCAAACAGCAUCCAUCAGAACAUCUACGGAAAGAGUCUGGCUAUAACCAGCACCGAGGCUCAGCUCUCCACCACCAUCAUCGAGAACCCCGAGAUGCUCAAAUACCAGCAGGAGCGACAGAACUCGGCCCAGGCCAGCUCAGGACCGGGCAGCGCCGGACCCGAAUCCUCAGCGCCAAAACUCAACAGCGUGAUGAACGGAGAGUCCCUGGAGGACAUCAGGAAGAACCUCCUGAAGAAGCAGGUGGAGACGAGAACCGCAGACGGCAGAAGACGGAUCACGCCGCUCUGCAUCGCUCAGCUGGACACCGGGGAUUUCUCUCCGGCUCUGUUCAACAGCGCUCCCAUCCUGCCCUCGGGCUCCUCCAUGUCCAACCAGCUCACCUCCCAGCUCAGCUCCGACUCCAGCCCGGGACAGGCCUCCUCUCUGGGGCUGCGGCCGAGCCACGACUCCAUGCUCACCUCGCCUCCACCCAACAGCGGCGCCAAGGGCCUGGAGGAAAACAAGGACGGCGUGAAGUCCAGUCUGCUGCUCACAUCUGCGUCCAAAAUCGAGCCAAUGAAAGCCUUGGACUCGAGGUUCACAGAGAGGUCAAAGGCCACGCCGGGGGUCACAGCCGCCAUCUCCUCCACCGCCGGACUCACGCCUCUAGACAGGCCAAAAGACGGCAUGUCCUCCCUGAAGGACGUCAAAGCCAAAGAAGACACCAGCAGCGACAGCGAGGACAAGAUGGCCACCAUCAACAAAAACCUGUCGUUCAGCAAGAGGAAACCGGAGCUGCUGAUGGACGGAGGAGAGGUGGUGGAGAAGAGGAAGAAGGGACGGCCGAGGAAAGACAAGAUGGCCGCUCCCAUCGCCCAACACUUCACUCAGAUAACUCCUCCAGCAGAGCGGGAGCCCAGCAGGGUGGCUGCUCCUCCAGCUCCUGCAGCUGCCCUCAAACUACCAACACCAAGUAUAAAGAAGGCCUUCAGUCUGCAGGUGAGCAUGGAGCCGUCGGUGUUCCUGGAGGUGGAGAACGAGGUGUCGGUGGUCGCCGGUUCGAAGCUCAGCCAGCUGCGAUGCUCCAGAGACGGACGGGACUGGAACACCCUGCUGCCCAGCUCCGUGGUCACCGCCGCAGGGAGCAGUGACGUCCUCGCCGUCGCCUGUCAGGACAGGAUGUUGUCAGUGUUCUCUUCCUGUGGGCGGCGGCUCCUUCCCGCCAUCCAGCUGGCCACGCCCGUGUCAGCUCUGCACUGCUCCGCCCACUUCGUCAUGGCUCUCACAGCUGGAGCGACGCUGUCCGUCUGGGACGUUCAGAAACAAAAGGCUCUGGUGAAGAACGAGUCCCUGCUGACCAUUUUAUCUGGUGCUGACACCACAGUGUCUCAGUCUCUGCUGACCCAGCAGGGGGUUCCAGUCAUCGGACUGUCCAACGGGAAGUCCUACUGCUUCAGCUCCUCGCUGGAGACAUGGACUCUGAUAGCAGAUAAAGGAGACUCUUUGGUCCAGUGUGCUGACUUCAGGAGCUGCCUCCCUACCCAAGAUGCACCUGUGUCCUCGGGACCGCUCGCCGUCAUGCAGGGACGCAACCUCAAGUACGGCAGAGUCGUGAAAUCUCCCCUUUUCACUCCGGAUUAA